AUGGCUUCAGGACGCACUCUCAAGCUCAACUCGGGCUAUACCAUGCCCGUAGUUGGUUUGGGCACCUGGCAAUCCAAGAAAAACGAAGUUCAACACGCCGUUACUGCAGCUUUACAGUGUGGAUAUCGUCAUAUCGAUGCUGCUGCCGUGUAUGGCAAUGAAGCCGAGGUUGGAGAGGGAAUCAAGGCAUCUGGGAUUCCUCGUGAAGAAAUCUUUCUCACAAGCAAAUUAUGGAACACUCAUCACGAACCCGAGCACGUCGAGGAGGCCGUUGACCAAUCUCUUCGUGACCUAAAAACCGAUUACCUUGAUCUUUACCUAGUCCAUUGGCCUGUCGCAUUCCGUCAUUCCACCACUACAAUUCAACCAAUCGAUGAAAAGACUAGCCUUAUUGACGUGGUUGAUGUUCCAGCUAACGAGACUUGGAAAGCCAUGGAGGCACUUGUCGCCAAAGGAAAGAUUCGCUCAAUCGGUGUUAGCAAUUUCACAAAAGAAAGAAUCGAGGAUCUGUUGAAGACUGCGAAUAUUCCUCCUGCUGUGAACCAGAUUGAAGCUCAUCCAUAUCUUCAGCAAAGAGAUUUGCUGAAGUGGAGUCAAGAAAAAGGUAUUGUAGUGACCGGGUAUUCGCCACUCGGAAAUAAUAUUUACAAUAUUCCUCGCGCGGUCGAUGAUGCUCUGGUUAUCGAAACCGCAAAAAAAUUGAAUAAAACCCCUGCACAGAUCUUGAUCAGCUGGGCAAUUCAGCGAGGAACCGUCGUGCUUCCCAAAUCAGUCACUCCGGAACGUAUCAAAAGCAACUUCCAAGAUUUCAUCCUUCCGGACGAUGCAUUCGAGGCUAUCCAGUCCUUGGAAAAGCAUCAACGCAUGAAUUUCCCUGCACGAUUGGGUGUUGACAUCUUUGGAGAAGUUGGAGAGGAGAGUGCGAAGAAGAGCGCAUUGGAUUGGGCAGAACAGCAAAGGAAGUUUAAGCAGGGAGCUUAG
This is a messenger RNA of Talaromyces amestolkiae, 981 nucleotides long. RefSeq lists its product as uncharacterized. Gene Ontology annotation, molecular function: aldose reductase (NADPH) activity. The coding region runs from base 1 to 981 and encodes 326 amino acids. The record is from RefSeq and is a predicted model, not a curated record. Gene Ontology annotation, cellular component: cytosol. The transcript has 8 exons. Lineage: Eukaryota; Fungi; Ascomycota; Eurotiomycetes; Eurotiales; Trichocomaceae.